GAAGAUCUAUGAGAGAGUUCUGUUUGAUCAGAGAUAUAACCAAAUGAAGAAUCCCAUCUCAUCAAAUAACAACUUCCCUUCACGGAAAAGGAAGACGAUGAAGAUUAUUCCCUCUCAAUAUUUCUCUUCCAUCCAAUUAUAGCAACCAAAAGAAGGAAACAAAAGGAACCACAAGAAUAUUCAUGAUCUCCGUGCAACUUAUACGCCAUCAAUAUCUCUACUUCCCCUUCUUUAAUUUCCUUCCUUUGUUGGCUCUGGUGCUUUUCUUGCCUUGAGCUCAUAAUAUUUCUCUUCCUCUUCCCCUUUCUUCAUGUGUUUUAGACACAGAAAAUAUUCAGUGAACCCAUUAGAACAAGCUAAUCCUCUGAAAAAAUAUUAGAGAAAAAAGAUGUAUGAGGAUUCAAGCUACUUUGAUCCUUCCCAUGACUCCAACCUGUUAGCACCUUCAUUGAUUGACACCCCCUACCAAAUUCCUGAUUACAAUAGCAUCAACAAUAAUGGACUCGAUGAUAACCUCCAUAUUGAUCUCGAGGAUGCCACUACCUCAAUUACCCUCGAAAGUAACAACCAUCUCGACUUCGACCUCAUGCAGGGGGAUAUCAGUGUUGCACUCCAAAUGGAGACCACAAACUGGGACUCAAGCAAUCAUCAGAUGUACCCCAAUCCUACAUUUGGGCCUGCAUCAGAUCUCCUGAACCUGCUGCAGCUUCCAACAACAGCGGCAUCAAUAACUUUUGAUAGUUCUAUGUAUUAUGAUCCCUCAAUGCAUAUGGGAUAUACUGUUGGUGCUCAACCUAAUGUGUUAAGGGAUUUGUAUCAGUCUCUGCCACAGAAUUACGGUCUUUUUUGUGGGGUGGAGGAGAGAGAGGGUGUGAUAGGUGGAAUUGGAGUUGGGGAUGUUUUUCAAGAGAUGGAUUAUAGGAGAGGGGAUAUUAAAGGUGAGGUGAAGCGAAAUUUUCCUACUGAGAGGCAGAGGAGAGAGCAGUUGAAUGGGAAGUAUAAGGCUUUGAGCUCACUGGUUCCUAACCCUACAAAGGGAGAUAGGGCCUCUAUAGUAGGAGAUGCAAUCGAUUACAUUAAAGAGCUCCGUAGAACUGUUGAUGAGCUUAAAAUACUCGUGGAGAAGAAGAAGCAUGGAAGAGAUAGGAGGAGAAUGCUGAAUGCUGACGAUGAGGCUGCUGGUGACAUUGAGAGCUCAUCUGUUAUAAGAGGUGAUGAUCACCCACUCAAUGGGGCCUUAAGGUGUUCUUGGCUUCAGAGGAAGUCCAAGGAGAGCUUUGUUGAUGUUCGUAUUAUUGAUGAUGAAGUGAAUAUUAAGCUGAACCGGAAGAAGAAGCCUAAUUGUUUGGUGUAUGUUGCAAAGGCCCUUGAAGAGCUUCAACUUGACCUUGUGCAUGUUUCUGGAGGAAACAUAGGAGAUAGCUACAUGUUCGUGCUCAACACUAAGAUAUGUGAAGGAUCUUCAGUGUAUGCUGGUGCAAUCGCUAAGAAGCUCCUCGAGGUUGUGGAUAGGCAGUAUCCAGCCCUAACUUUUCCUGCUAGCUACUAGGUUUAGGGUUUCAGCUGCUGAUUUGAUGGCAUGAAGGAGAUUAUAUCAUACUUACAGUUUGAUUUCUUUGUGUAGUUCUUUUUCUGAGAGAAUUGUGUAAAGACAUGCAACUCUAAACUUAGACAUACUAAUUAGACUCGCUCAACAGGGGCCGAUUCAAAAUUGUGCAUUUUUGGCAUCUGCUGAUAAAAAUGUCAGCUAACAGAAAAUGCAACCUGCUUUUUGUAUUUGAAGAUUCAUGCUCUAUUAGUUUAGAACACCAGAAUUAUCUGAAAAUAUUUCAUUAUA
Molecule: messenger RNA, 1837 nt
Organism: Asparagus officinalis (garden asparagus)
Lineage: Eukaryota; Viridiplantae; Streptophyta; Magnoliopsida; Asparagales; Asparagaceae
Product: transcription factor EAT1-like
Exons: 3
Coding region: 389-1549 (386 amino acids)
Biological process (GO): regulation of DNA-templated transcription; anther wall tapetum development
Molecular function (GO): protein dimerization activity
Source: RefSeq, a predicted model, not a curated record